AAGGCGCAGGUGCCAUUGCGGGGCGGGGACCGGGGUCGGGCAUUUCUGGGCCGGGCUCCUCACACACGUUGUCGGGAUCGUCCUUCCGCCCGACCUCGACCGCCUUUUGGACCCCCUGGCAGUUUCUCCCCGUCGGGUGAAUGAGAGGUGGCCGAGCGGCGCCGGGCAGCGCCUGACGCCGGGCCGAGCGCCAGCCAUGUCGAGGAGCACCGGCUCGCAGAACGGGCGGCCCGGCGGGUCCCUGCUGCCCCGUGGGGCGAGCCCCGGUGUCUCGCUCGGCCGGGACGCAGAGCCGAGAGCCGCCGCUCCGCUGCCUCCGCCGCUUCCCCUGCAGCCUCCCUUCGGCCCCGCGGAGGCCAGCCCCGCGCCGGCCGAGCUCAAGCCGGUCCGCCGGUUCAUCCCGGACUCGUGGAAGAACUUUUUUAGAGGGAGACGCCACAACGACUCCAGCUGGGACAGCACGGCCUCCGACAUCAGGUACGUCUCGGACGGGGUCAAGUGCUCGCCGCCGGCCUCUCCUGCAUGUCUACCGUCGGAGCGCAAGUCGGUGUCCGGCUCCUACAAGGAUCCAUACGGAGGUUCGGGCGGGAGCUACACGUCGCGGAAGGAGGCCGAAGCCAUGCUUCCCGCGGAGCCCUUCGGGUCACUGGAGCGCCGAACCGGUCAGACGUACAGCGAGCGGGUGGAGGCCUACCACCAGCGGUACGCCUACAUGAAGUCCUGGGCAGGCUUGCUCAGAAUCCUGUGUGUGGCCGAGCUGCUGCUGGGUGCCGCUGUCUUCGCCUGUGUCACGGCAUAUGUGCACAAGGACAACAUGUUCGGGUACUCGCAGCCCUACGGCUAUGUGGUUGGCAACACCUACGGAGGCUAUUCCUAUGGGGGACCCAAAACGCCCUUUGUGCUGGUGGCGGCUGGAAUGUCGUGGGUAGUCACGGUAGUGCUGCUGGUGCUGGGCAUGUCCAUGUACUACCGGACUAUUCUCCUGGAUUCCAACUGGUGGCCUCUGACCGAGUUCGGAAUUAACUUGGCCCUCUUCUUUCUGUACAUGUCAGCUGCCAUAGUGUACGUGAAUGAUAUCAACAGAGGUGGGCUCUGCUAUUACCAGCUGUUUCAGACACCGAUAAAUGCGUCUUUUUGCCGUGUAGAAGGAGGUCAGACAGCAGCAAUUGUAUUCUUGUUUGUCACGGUAAUCAUCUAUCUAAUUAGUGCGGUGGUUUCUCUGAAGUUAUGGAGGCAUGAAGGAGCUAGGAGGCACAGGGAAUUAAUGGAACAGGAGAUGAAAACACAGCCCCCCUUUCCAGAAAAGAAGUAUGAAAGUGAUGACAGACCAAGAGAAGAAGUCAAUUACAGGCAGCUUAAAUCAGUGGAAAGAAAACCAGAAGUACUUAAUGGUCAUAUACCUGCAGGCCACAUUCCUAAACCUAUAGUGAUGCCAGACUACUUAGCGAAAUACCCAGCCAUUCAAACAAAUGAAAUGCGAGACAGGUACAAAGCAGUAUUCAAUGAUCAGUUUGCUGAGUAUAAAGAGCUGUCAGUGGAAGUUCAUGCUGUAUUGAAAAAAUUUGAUGAGCUGGAUGCAUUGCUGAGACAGCUUCUUCACCAUCCUGAAAGCAUACAUGAGCAGGAAAGGAUAUCAAAAGUUCUGAAAGAAUACGAGAAGAAGAAAAAUGAUCCUGCAUUUCUGGAGAAAAAGGAGCGUUGUGAAUACCUAAAGAAUAAGCUUUCCCACAUAAAACAACGAAUUCAGGACUAUGAUAAAGUUAUGAAUUGGAGUGUAGAAACUUAGCUAUGCUUUCACUUUGUGGAUGUUAUUUUCUAUGUUUUAAAUUGAUAUGUGUAUUUUAAACUAUUUAUUUGCUCUCAGAACAAUUAAGGGGAUUACGUAAUCACUGUUGCUUAUCUGGAUGUUGUACAUUAUUGGUAGGUUUUGUAUGCAGAUCCAGUUUUAAAUCAACGUAGUGAAGUUAUCUGGUAAGUUUAGAAAACCUGUGCUAACAUUCUGUUCUUACUAACACAGUACAAAGCCUGGCCUCUUAAGUAUGAAUACUUUGAUUGAAAAUACUGUACUUGCAAACUUGCAAAGCACACUGGAGAAAGCAGUUCUAAAUACCAUGUCAAAAGUGUGCAGAGAUGCUGUUAACAAUUUCAGAUUCUAUUUAUAGGUGACAUUUUAAUGAUAGCGAAAAGCAUUGCACUGUUCUUUCUUGCUGGGGUUUAGUGGAGUGCUUAAUCAUGCUGAAUAAUUUUGGCAAGUCGAAAAUCAAUUUAAUAAGACUUUGUACUGUGUUUCCAAAAGCUUUGUUGUAUGUCAGAAAUCAUCUGGAAUUUUGCCCGAAAGGUGCAAAAUCACUUCCUAUUUAGAGAGUGGGGUGGGCGGAAGGGGUAGGUUGUGUUGGGGUUUUGUUGGUUGGUUUUGUUUUUUGUUUUGGGGGGUUUUGUGUCUGUGAUUGGUUUGGGGGUUUUUGUUUGUUUGUUUGGUGUUUUGUUGUUUGUGGGGUUUUUGGUUUUUUUUUGUGGUUUGUUUUAUUCACCUCUUUCAAUGUAAUGCAACAAAUUUACACAUGGCCUUAAGGGAACAGAGGUCCAGGAUGAGACUUGUGUUAAUGUUCCAUUAAUGUUGCUAUAGGCUAGUACCUUUGCACACCUUUUCUAGGUCAUCCUGGAAGGAAACAAUAGGUUUAAAGGCAAAACACUUUAUUCUUUGUCAGCAAGUAACAGGAUGUUUUGUGUAAGCAGCAGCUGUCUGUGAACUUGGCAUUCAGAGAGCAAGUGCUGCAAAAUUAAUUCUCAUCAAGAAUAUAAAUUAUUAGUAUCCUUUAUAAGGCCAAGAAAAAUGUUUUAAUAGACAUGCUUUCCAGAGUGUAUCUGCAUAAAUUCAAUAUACAUUUUUAUACUUUACCUUGGGGAUAGAUUUGUAUAUGCAAAUGUUUUCAUAAACUUAUAAACUUUCUUUGUAUCUUUUCCACAUUUUUGUUUACUUUUUUUACUUACUAAAAUUGUUAGAAGCAUUGAUAGUUUCUUUGUACAGUUUUCUACAACUGCCAUUUAUCU
Messenger RNA from Melopsittacus undulatus (budgerigar), 3051 nucleotides. RefSeq names its product MARVEL domain-containing protein 2. Lineage: Eukaryota; Metazoa; Chordata; Aves; Psittaciformes; Psittaculidae. Bases 197 to 1786 code for a protein of 529 amino acids. The record is from RefSeq and is a predicted model, not a curated record. Gene Ontology annotation, cellular component: cytoplasmic vesicle; bicellular tight junction; apical plasma membrane. Gene Ontology annotation, biological process: bicellular tight junction assembly. The transcript has 6 exons.